Molecule: messenger RNA, 2035 nt
Organism: Pteropus alecto (black flying fox)
Lineage: Eukaryota; Metazoa; Chordata; Mammalia; Chiroptera; Pteropodidae
Gene: PRIM2
Product: DNA primase subunit 2
Exons: 14
Coding region: 139-1659 (506 amino acids)
Biological process (GO): DNA replication, synthesis of primer
Cellular component (GO): alpha DNA polymerase:primase complex
Source: RefSeq, a predicted model, not a curated record
CUCCGGGAGGGCUGUAGGGGGGCGGGGCGUGUGUUUCGCCACUUCUGCUUCCGGUUCAAGAGAAAUCUCCCGCCACUCGCGAAUCCCGGCUGUCGGCGUCUGAACCUUUUCGGGUUUGGUGCUGUUGUAGGUAACAAGAUGCAGUUUUCCGGAGCAAGGUGGAAGAAACAGAAGUUGGCAGGUGAUCAGAGGAAUAUGUGCUACCCUCAUAGCCUCCAGUUUUACUUGCAGCCGCCUUCUGAAAACAUAUCUUUGAUAGAGUUUGAAAACUUGGCUAUCGAUAGAGUUAAAUUGCUAAAAGUAGUUGAAAAUCUUGGUGUGAGCUAUGUGAAAGGAACCGAGCUAUACCAGAGUAAGUUGGAGGCCGAGAUUCGAAAGGUCAAGUUUUCCUUCAGAGAAAACUUAGAAGAUGAAUAUGAACCACGAAGAAGAGAUCAUAUUUCUCACUUUAUUUUGCGCCUUGCUUAUUGCCAGUCUGAAGAUCUUAGACGCUGGUUCAUUCAACAAGAAAUGGAUCUCCUUCGAUUUCGAUUCAGUAUUUUACCCAAGGACAAAAUUCAAGAUUUCUUAAAGGAUAGCCAUUUGCAUUUUGAGGCUAUAAAAGAUGAAGAGAGGACUCUUCGAGAAAAGGAGAUUAUUGCUUCAUCACCCAGUUUAAGCGGGACUAAGUGGGAGUUGGAGUCAGUUUAUAAGAUCCCUUUUGCUGAUGCUCUGGAUUUGUUUCGAGGAAGGAAAGUCUAUUUGGAAGAUGGCUUUGCUUAUGUACCACUUAAGGACAUUGUGGCAAUUGUCCUGAACGAAUUUAGAACCAAACUGUCCAAGGCUUUGGCAUUAACAGCCAGGUCCUUGCCUACUGUGCAGGCCGAUGAGAGACUUCAGCCUCUGCUUAACCACCUCAGUCAUUCCUACACUGGUCAAGAUUACAGCACACAGGGAAAUGUUGGGAAGAUUUCUUUGGAUCAGAUCGAUUCGUUUUCUACCAAAUCCUUCCCACCUUGCAUGCGUCAGUUACACAAAGCCUUGCGGGAAAAUCACCAUCUUCGUCAUGGAGGCCGAAUGCAGUAUGGCCUGUUCCUGAAGGGCAUUGGUCUAACGUUGGAACAGGCACUGCAAUUCUGGAAGCAAGAAUUUAUUAAAGGAAAGAUGGAUCCAGACAAGUUUGAUAAAGGCUACUCUUACAAUAUCCGUCAUAGCUUUGGAAAGGAAGGCAAGAGGACGGACUAUACACCUUUCAGUUGCAUGAAGAUUAUUCUAACCAAUCCACCAAGCCAGGGAGAUUAUCAUGGGUGCCCAUUCCGUCAUAGUGAUCCAGAGCUGCUGAAGCAGAAGUUGCAGUCAUACAAGAUCUCCCCUGGAGGGAUAAACCAGAUUUUGGAUUUAGUAAAAGGAUCACAUUACCAAGUAGCCUGUCAGAAGUACUUUGAGAUGACACAUAACGUGGAUGAUUGUGGUUUUUCUUUGAGUCAUCCUAAUCAAUUCUUUAUCGAGAGCCAAAGGAUUCUAAAUGGUGGUAAAGAUAUCAAGAAGGAAUCCAUCCUACCAGAAACUCAACUCAAAUCAAGUGUCCAGAAAACCAAGGGGGCAUCAUCUGCUCUGGCCUCUCAAAAUUCCUCUCUGGAAAUGGAUAUAGAGGGACUAGAGAAUUACUUCAGUGAAUGAUUUUUGGGCAAUUAGUGACCCUUUUUCUUCACUAGCUUUCAUUUCCUGCUUUUAAGAUUUUGCCUUUUUCUUUUUUAACCGUUUUGUCUAACUUCUCCCUCUACUCUACCCCAGUUCACCUAUGUUCUUAGGAAAGCAGGCUUGCAGGUAAAAACAAAAACCUCCACAUUUGCUUUGACACAACGGAAGAAUUUCUCUUGAAAUCUAAGACUUAAAUGAUAUAAUUUAAGUCCUGCUUUAGGAGAUAAAACAGCUUUCUAGACUGAUUACAGGCCUCCAGAAACAAUACAACUGAAAACUUUUAUUUAACCCUUAUCAUUGUAAUUUUGAUCCAACCCUCUUCUGGGUCAUUUUUGUUAAUAAAUAUCAAAAUGUA